AAACAAUGCUUGGGGACUAUUCUGAGGGUCCCAGCUGUAAAGUGACACUUGUCCACGGCUCCAGACAGGAACACAGCUGGGAGCCCUUACCAGACAACCCAUCCCAAGGGGCACAAAACAAAAAGCCUUUUCAUCUUUCAGAAAACCGGAGAGAGAAACUGAUAUCCUGUCCUCCUGGCUCAUGUCUUCCUCCACAAUUAGCAGGCAGCUCAGUCUUGUUUACUGCUUGCAAGCAUGAAAGGGUUAAGAUGAACCUUGCACAAACUUUGCUGCGAGCUCAGCUCACAGCCUCCCUCCCUCCCUGCUGCCCAGACGCAGCAGCGCUGGAGCGCUACCGAUCCGCUCCAACCGGUGCCGACUGCUGCUGCGGGAGAGGACUUGCUGUUUCCAGCCAAGCAGUGAAGCUCGUGAAGACCAGGCUCCUCACCCUCUUCUCCUAUCGCCUGCGAAGAAAGGGCAUCAGCAGUGAUGCUGUUCAGUUAGACUGACAGUUGACAUCUCAAGAGUGGGAACAAGAACCACCCCAUCAGUGAACCAUGUGAAUUCAAGAGCAGAGGAGAAGAAAACGCACUUGGCACGUUGCUGAAAAGACAAUAUCCUGACUCCAGCAAAUCUUCUCUGCACAAAUCCCACUCUCUGGGAAGAGAAGUUCCUAGAUAAAUCGCCUGCGAGCUUGUGGUCUGAACCAGCUGCUCUAGUGCCUAGUUCCAACAGCCCUGCCUGCUCUGAAAGGAAGCCAACUUUUUGACCGUUCCUAAUGAGAAACUCAAAACUCCAUAUUCUUUAAGCAACUACCAAUAGCCCUGGAUUAGGAGAGAAGCAAAGCAGAAAACAACCUCCCCAGCUCAUACAAGGAUAAACCACCUACUGUGGGAGAAGCUGGCAGAAAGCUGACUCUGGAAAGACCAAACCUGUGCAAACCUUUGCAGCUCAGCUGGAGAGAAGGACCAAAGCUUUUCACCUACCGAAGGAGGUGACCUACCACCAGAAGGACCACUGCAUUUUCAGGACAAAAUAAAAGCCAGAUGGAGGUGUAAAACAGAAGUCUAAUGCUUGUUGUCAUUGUAAUAGCAACUUGCAAAAUGAUUUGUAAAGGCCUGCCUCAUUCAGUUUGCUUAACUGUGUGAACCAGCAGUCUUGAGACCAAGAGCAUGGGGCAUUUCUUGCUGGAGCCAUUGUGCCACGCGUCCUAAGCUUCCUCUCGACCUCCUUUGUGAGCCUGGGGAGGGAAGACAGGAAAUCUGAAGGUAAAUAAGGAAAAUGGACCAAAGCUGACAGAGAGCAAUGACUGAGAUUUAUUUCCAGUUCCGUGGAAACCUGACUGGUCGCAGUCACUUUCCAACUCUGGCUACAGAAGUAGACACAACGGCAGAUAAAUAUUCCGGCCUCUAUGUGUACGUGGGAUUGUUCCUAACACUUCUGGCUAUCCUUCUCAUAUUGCUCUUCUCCGUGCUCUUGCGCCUGAAGCACGUUGUUUCCCCUAUCACCACAUCUCCAGAGAGCACUGAGAACAUCCAGCAGUUCACAGAUGUGGAAAUGCAUAGCAGGAUUCCUACCACUUAGAGACACCAAAGCAACGGGGGCUCUGCGCUUGUGAAACAGCAAAAUGGUGGGAGAAAGAAUCUCUGCUUCCCUAUUGAGCCCUACAACUUGUUGCACAACCAGCAACGGCAGCACAGACUACCUGGACAACGUCACACAGCUCAGACUGACUGGCUGGGAGCCACUGGCCGUGGACACUACAGGCAACAUGUGGGCAACACCCUCAAUAAAAUUUACUUAUAGAAAUCUACUGCUGUCAGGAAAGACUGAUAUCCCCCUAAAAGCCCUUGCAGAAAAUGGUAAAAGCCACAAUAAUGACAGCCAAAAACCCAAAGAGACACGUACUAGACUGUGUCCUGGAGUCUGUAUUUGCUGACCUCUCUCUCUGCCCUUAAAUUCCUUGUUUGUGAAAAGAGUUAAAUGAAAAACGUUAAGUGGUGUAAGCGCAAAGAGCACACAGGGCACGUCCAGAAAUUACUGGUGGUGUGGAAAUUCUCAGGGAUUUCUCCCCUUCAAGAAGGAAAGCCUUGAGCUUCUUUUUUUCCACUUGAAUGGUGGAUUUACACAAUGGAGUUUCAGAAGCAUACAAAUGUUUCAGGACCUGCUGGAACUAUUGGUUUCUGACAUUAAAAACCAUACAGGGAAUAGUUGCAUUCAGGAUAUCAGAAAGAGACAGAACAUUUAAAAGAGGAAAAAAAUAAAGAUAACAUUUAACAAAGGUUUAAAAUAAAAACAAAGCAUCAGCAGGAAAUGAGCAGCAGGAGAGAAAAAAUGUUAAGACACUCUACCUCUCUUCCUUUGCUCUCCAUUACAUGAAUACCAACAUGUCCAUGCAUUUCACCCUUCCCAGUAUCAGUCAGUAAUUAAAAUGCAGUGUAAAGUUUGUGAGUCAAAUGGACAUUGUUCUCCUAAUAGACUCAAAUUCAUACCAUUUCCCCCCAGGUCCGUGUUGGGUUUUCUUUCUCAGAAGACAGAUGGGCUCUGCCAAAGCUUUUUUUGUUUUGCUCCAAGGAAAGCUGAAGAAAUGCCAUGGCCUGGCACCGCGAUAACGGAGACUGUCAACAGCUCUGGACACCGACUAGCAGGCAACAUGCAGAUGGAAAGUAAAUUCACUUAGCACUAUAAAAUAGGACUGGAUUCAAAUAUCCCGGCAGAUCAUUUGGAACAGCAAGGAAAAAAUGUUUACUUAAAUUUACGAAACAACAAUCUCACCCAAUCCUCUUACCUAUGAAUGAUAUAGACUUUGCUUCUGUGGACGGGAAAGACGGAGUAAAAUAUGGCAUAUCACUUCUGGGAGAGCCACUGCCUCUUACAGGAAAACCUUGAGCAAGACUGUUCCAGCUGCAUCUCUAAAGGGCAUGAAUUUUACCCAGCUUAUCUCCAAGACAGCUUAGCGUAACAAUCCCUUGGUGCUUUCCACCUUUAUAUAAUUUGCCAAUUCUCCCCUUUCCAAGGGCUUGCGAAGUGUAAACUCCCCAUACAAAAACAGUGCUAAAAUUAGAGAUGACACUGACUCUGCAGACUUGUGAUAGCAACAAGAAACUGUUUCUCAAAUGCUUUGUGUCCAACAGGUUCUUUAUUUACCUUUAAAGGUGUACAUAUGGGUGAGCUGUUUGGACUUAGGAACAUGGCUUUUACAGCUGAUAGUGUGUGGGGGGGAAGCAGAAUGAAAAGUAACAUCCAUACCAGGAUACGGCUAAUCCAUGGGCAGGACUAAUGCUUUUCUCCCUGAAGUAUUCAGUAUGAAACUAUUUAAAAAUUGCUUCCUUAUAUUGAAUAGCACCUUUAUACUCCAUUAACCUCCACCCCAGCAGGUUUAAUCUCUGAAAUAGCAGGGUGACUGUGUAAGGGUAUAAAGCAAACGAUGCACUCAGCCACAUCUCCCCAUGGCACCCUUGGUGCUUUACCUGGACCAGAAGGCAGGAGGCAGGUUGUCCUCGAGCUUUCUGUCCUGGGGACAGCACACAGACACCACCAGGCAGGGUGGUGGCUUCACAGCCCAUCUGAAGACUGUCUCCUCAAGGACUGCUGCUCUCAGUACUGCACAAAAGCCCAAAUUUGGUGUGACAAUUUAGACAUUAAUCCAAUGAAGACAGAUGGCUACUGAGUUAGUCACUGAUAUUUAAAUUUCACAAAAAUCUAUGCAGAUCAAGUUGGCUUGGUAUGUGUUGCUCAUUCAACCAUCAUGAGGCAGACUAGCCCAGGCUCAACGCCUGGCUUGUCCUGUACAGCCUCUCAAUUUUCUUGAUUCAAAAGCUACAAUUUACAUAGACCAUAAAUGUUCUAACAUACUAAAUCAGCAACUAAACCACAUCAGCCUUCCAGCACAACUCUCUGUGGAAAAGCCUUGUUUCCGAGAAGCUGCAGGAUGGAUUCAAAUAUUGACAUAAAAUACCAGAUCUACUAAUGAAAAAAGACAGUAUCAGAAUCUAAGAUGGGACCCAGAUUCUGAUUGCUCUGAUCUCAGCUGAAAAGCCCCCCAGAGCAGGUGUCAAGACUGUUUCUUCCCUUCAUACUAAAGAACAUUCAGAAAAGUCUCACAACCCUUUACAACUUAUUCAGUAAGUGUACUGUAAAUAGAAGAGCAAUCACUUUAUAUAUAUCAUUACAUUACAUCACAUUGUAUCUUGGGCAGACUGUAUAUUCCUAUAUAAUACUGCUAAGGAAGGCAGCCCUAUCUUCUGACACUAAAAUGACAAGUUUUCCUCUCUAAAGUCUCAUUUCACACAAAGUAUCUAUCCCACUUGAUACAUCUACAGUCCCAGAGGCACCGUGAAUACCUCACCCGUCUGUACAAUGCCAGCAAACAUCAAAGCUUUUCCCAUGGACAAACAGAAGAACGCCUUUUCCCUUUUUUAAUUCUCAUUUGUAAUGUGCAAGACCUGAUGUCCCUGAGAAAAGAGGCUGUUGAGAUGUGUUGACCUGUGUUUACCGGGUGGGCUUUAGUGGACUUUGGCAUCCUUUGGCUAUAAGAACUGGCAACUGGAACUUUUGCAUGGAUUUGCUGAAUCUUGGAGAACUGCAGGUGUCACAUCCAUACCCUUCCCUCCAACAGCCUGUUUCCUUCCCACUCAUCCAUCUGCUACAGAAAAUUAGGGGGGGUUACAAAAAUAAAGAGACAUACCACUAUAAA
Molecule: messenger RNA, 4675 nt
Organism: Columba livia (rock pigeon)
Lineage: Eukaryota; Metazoa; Chordata; Aves; Columbiformes; Columbidae
Gene: SERTM2
Product: serine rich and transmembrane domain containing 2
Exons: 2
Coding region: 1285-1563 (92 amino acids)
Cellular component (GO): intracellular membrane-bounded organelle
Source: RefSeq, a predicted model, not a curated record